AUUUCCGGUUCCGGUUCAUUUUUGCUAUGUUCUGUUGUUGUCGCGCAUAACUGUUUUGAGUCUAUUUUGAACCGAUAUGGAUCAAACACCGACCAGACCAAAGUGGAACGAAAGAUUUCCCUCCCCACCUUCAGGUUGGGCUCGGACACCCUACAGAGGCGCUGGACACCGUGGUGCGUCUCCACAGGGCUACUAUGCAUACACACCCAAUUCUCCGACGUAUUCCCCUGGUUUCAACCGUGGACAUUGGAGAGAUUCUCCAGGAAGUGGCGGAGGACGGGGCUUUGGAGGGUCUCCUAUGUCCGGCAGCGGUGGCCGUAAUUUCUCAGGGAAGCAACGCAGGGGAAACAAUUUCGGGAGGCCAACACAUUUCAACUCUUCGGCUGUGAAUGUGCAGCAUGAUUUUCCCGGCCCGAUCGAGACGUACUUCAGUCCGUCCAUGUUGGAGGAUCCCUGGGCAGCACUGCAGCCAAAGCACACAGAGACGCCGACCAGCAACGAUCCAUAAAUAGGACCAAUAUUUAGGGGGACAACCUGCUUUUCAUCUUGAGAUUAAGACAAGGAUAUUGACAGCCUGGGUAGCACCAUGCGAGCUGUGCUGUCUUGUUUAUUGAUCAUGAUUUUCAUGGUUCUGCUCACAUCAAAUGGUACUGCUCUCCAAUGUUACACAUGUAUGGCCUCCAAUAAUGAAGACUGCAACCGACAAGGCUCCAGAACAUGUCCCAGCUACUCAGAUGCCUGUGCUGUGGUGGUGGGCCAUAACAGUGGGGUGAUGAAGUCCUGCUCCUACAAGUCUUUCUGCAGCCAGGUUAACAGUCAGAGCUACCGAGUUCACUGCUGCUAUAGCAACGACUGCAAUAUCACAAACGCUGCCGGCAAGCUGCACACACCUGGCUAUUUGUUGUUGAUUUUAAAUUUGUUGUACCACUGUUUUCCCUGGUAGACUAUGAAAACGACUUGCAACCUUAUCUCAACUAUGAUUGCAGUUCAAAUGUACUCUCCAACUUAAAUGCCAUUUGUUAAACAUGUUAAUGACAUGUUUCUGGGAAGUUAGCGUGCAUAGAAUUGUUUGAGGUGCGCCUGGCUGGCUUAUGCACACCACAUAAGAUUAAAGCCAUUAAGAAGAUCUCACGUGGCUCUGGCUUAUGGUGUAUUUAUCUAAACCAAUAAGAUGAGGAAAACUAGAAGGGCUGAUAUAACAUCUAAUUAUUGUAUAUUAUUAUUGUCAUGUAUUUGCACCUGAAAUGAAGGGAAAACACAAUUGACAAGUGUUCGUCAUGGUUUGAUCACAGGCUUUAAAAAUCAGUCGGUGUGCCAUUGCAUCAUCGGCCCAGAGUCGUUGAUGUCGUUGAUGAACUAUUUUGGAAUGUGGUGAUAGUCAUUUGCACAUACUGCAAAUCCACACAAGCCUUUAACCACGAACCAGGCAUGUUGCACGGAUGAGGGUUUUACACUUGGUGAGAGUGAUACUGGACAUAUAUGCAUCAAGCAUUGCCUUCAUUACUAUUAUUUAUUAAAUCACUAGAUAGAGAAAUGUUUAAGAAAUGUAAAAAUACAUGUACUGUAAAUAUUAUACUUUAAGCACUACUGUUUAAUGUUAGGGAACAAAGCUUCUCUGUCUACUCUAACUGUACAGAAUUUACAGUAUGUAUACUGCGCCAUCAUUCACUCUAACAGUGGAUCACUGCUGGAAUAUUAUUUGGAUGUCCAUAAUUGAAAUUACAGUAAAAGGAUUUUUUUUUGCAACCGCAGCUGUUUAUGUUUUCAAUUUCAAUAUUCAUCAAUAAACAAAAUAGUUAGUUACGGAAUUAUUAACUUUGUCCUUAUUUCUUAAUUUUGUGCUCUUUGACGGAAAUGUAAGUAUGCUUUUUGUGUUUUAGUCAUCUGCAAGUAAACAAUAGUUGAACUUAAUUUCUAUAGAAAUAUACCAAACCUAAAUUGGUGAACGUCUUGAAAAAAAAGAAAAAAUAUUUUCCCCGCUUAUCUUAAAUAGUUGAAGCUGAACAGUUUGGUUAAAGACAUUACAAAUCCACAAAUCCUGACUUCUGCAAAAAAAGCAAGGCAGCUGUGUAUACAGCACAUUUCAUGCACACGGUAGCAGUGUGCUUUACAUGAUUUAAAUUACAAAAACAUUUGAAAAAAAAAUUGAAAACAAA
Molecule: messenger RNA, 2156 nt
Organism: Syngnathus acus (greater pipefish)
Lineage: Eukaryota; Metazoa; Chordata; Actinopteri; Syngnathiformes; Syngnathidae
Gene: ly6pge
Product: lymphocyte antigen 6 family member pge
Exons: 5
Coding region: 587-943 (118 amino acids)
Source: RefSeq, a predicted model, not a curated record